AUGGAGACUGCUAGGAAACCUCAACCACAGUUUCGCCUGCCUAUAGCCAAAAGCUUCUCCUUCAUCAUCCCCGAAAAGUGGAAGACUAACCCUUCCGUCGUCCGCUGGAUUGACAACCUUCCCGGCCACGUCGAACGAGAGGAACCGCUGGAACCUGCCCGCAUCCAAACUCCCAAACGCGGCUUGGAAACCCCCGACCUGGUCGACAUGCGCGACGACGAGAGCCACCGCGCCAAGCGAACGAGAAUGGGCUCCUCCCUAAGCUACAAGGAGGAUAACCACAGACGCAGCAGCUUCGCUCGCGGCCUGAUCCGUCGAGCCUCCACCAUAUAUCGCCGAGUCGUUAGCUCUGAGAAACCCGAAGAAUCGCCCACAGGCUCUACGAUUUCCGGAACGCCUUCGCUGCCCGGAACGCCUGCUACUCCUGUCGAACGCCCCCGUAUGAGAUUCGUUUUUGUUGGAGACAUCGGCUGUGGAAAGUCGAACUUGUUACUUCGCUACUACCGCGAUGCCUUCAAUCCCGUAAGUCACCCGUUUGGACCUAAAGGCAAGGAGUCCUCGGUAGGAAAGCGGCCUGCUCACAUCAGACAGAUGCAUGUCAGAACCCAGUAUGAAUUGUUCAACAAGGUCGCCAGUGUAGACGGACAGAAAGUCGACCUGGAGCUGUGGGACACAUCCGGCGACAUCUCGCUCCACCAGCUGCAACUUCUUUCCUACCUCGCGUGGGACGCCGUGUUCCUCUGCUUCAGCAUGGAUGACAUCACACGCUUCAAAGCUGUCCAGAGAACGUGGAUGGACGAAAUCCAGAAGUUCUGCGGCGAUGUCCCGUUCAUCUUGCUCGGCCUGAAGAAGGACAAAUUCAACAGCUCCAACACGCGAGCCCCUUUCCAUCCGGACCUUGAAUCGCCGGUUUCUGCUACCGAGGAUUCGUCCGGAGCCAUGAUCAUGCGCGGAAUGAAGUACAUGGAGUGCUCGGCGAAAACGGGCGAGAACGUGGACCGCGUGUUCGAGGAGGCUGUCCGGACGGUGUUCUACGAGCGAGAGGAGCAGGAGGUGCUCUUCCGCCUUCGCCAGGAGUACGGCGAGCUGGAGUCGAUGAACCCGGGCUUCAACAUGUGUUUCCGGUAG
Daldinia caldariorum is the source of this 1128-nucleotide messenger RNA. Its product is annotated as P-loop containing nucleoside triphosphate hydrolase protein. The record is from RefSeq and is a predicted model, not a curated record. Gene Ontology annotation, biological process: small GTPase-mediated signal transduction. NCBI's taxonomy places the organism in Eukaryota, Fungi, Ascomycota, Sordariomycetes, Xylariales, Hypoxylaceae. The transcript has 5 exons. The coding region runs from base 1 to 1128 and encodes 375 amino acids. Gene Ontology annotation, molecular function: GTPase activity; GTP binding.